AUGGGAGACUGGGAGCAGCAUGAGGAGUGCCUGCUGUCUUUGAUUGGAAAUAAGGAUUACAGUGAACAUAACAUUCAAGUUAUUCUUGCUGCGCAUCUUUUUGGACCAUUGGCUGGUGGUUACGAGAUUGGAUGCGAAGGUUUCCCAAAGGAAGCAAGAAAAUGUCCUAAAUGUGGCAAAGAUAUCAGUGACAAACUAAAGAAUACAUCACUUGGUAAUGGAGAUGUUUGGCACGGGAAUGCUGACAUACUUGUGAAUGGAAGUGUAGUCAAGAUAGGAGCAGAAGACGAUAAUGGUAGUGGUGAACCAGUGCGCAAGAAAAUGAGAAGAACUGAGAGCUUGAGAGAUGAUGAAACUGAAAACACAUUUUCAGAUGAAAGUCAUGUCUCUGACAGUGUUGUGGAAACUAUUGGUUGUCAUGCAACGUCGCAGGUAUUGGCGCAAACAAUUGUUAAUGCAUUUACUGAAGUGAACAAAGAGCGAAAGUUGGCCAAUUCUUUCAUACCCUCAUUUAUUGCCACAUCUGAAGUUAUAAGAAUUACUAUGUAUAACUGUGGAUUGGAUAGCUUGAUUAUGUCUGCUGAUUUGGAUAUCUUCAAGUACGAUCGAGACAAAACUACCUUAAAUGUUUCAACUAUUUUGAAUGUAUGGUAUGCCUUAAAUUUUAAUAAUUAUUUUGAUGAAAGGAAUGAACUCUUUCCAAAGUUUGAAAUUUUAUACAAGAAGUCAAAUUUCAAAGAAUUGACGGAUAAAGUAUACAAGAUAUAUAAUGAAAAGUGUACUAAACCAAUGACAGAAACAGAAAGGAAUAAAAUUAUUAGAUUUGAAAUAUCACUGGAAAGUUAUGCCAGUCCUAUCAGCUCUUUGAUAGAUGAAACACGGACAUUGCUUAAAAAUGUUAUACAUGCAAGCCCCUGAAGCAACUUUAUUAGGAGUUUGCUUGUUGGUUGGUCAGUACAUUUUAUGCCCCCUUGCACCGCAGUGAAAAGGGGUCAUGUUGUUUUGCAGCAUGAUGUUGGCCAGUCCUUCAAACAUUGUUUUCCUAUCAAUAAUUUGAGACGGUUGGUGCAUUACCAUGAAACUUCAUACAUGUAGGUGCAUUGGUCUUUUGACCCCAAUUGAUUUUAGGGUCAAAGGUAAAGUUAACAUUGACCUCAUAUGCCAAAUCGUUUUCGACCCAACAAUCAAUGGGCCCAUGACCCUCAAACUUCAUAGGUGCACCUUUGCCAGUACAUAACCUGUAUUAAUUUUUGAGGUCAAAAGCUAAAGGUCAAGAUCACAUUAACAUUGUAUGUCAGUACAAUUUCUUAAUGAUAAGACAAUCGAUGGGCCCUUGGACCUCAGACUUCAAUAGGAGCAUAGGUCUUGGGCAGUAGAUGACCUCUUCUUAUUUUUGGGUUGAGGGCUCAAAGGUCAAAGUCAAAUUGACCUUGUAUUUCAAAACAGUUUCCAACCAAUAACUCGACA
This is a messenger RNA of Ruditapes philippinarum (Manila clam), 1467 nucleotides long. RefSeq lists its product as uncharacterized. The record is from RefSeq and is a predicted model, not a curated record. Bases 1 to 918 code for a protein of 305 amino acids. NCBI's taxonomy places the organism in Eukaryota, Metazoa, Mollusca, Bivalvia, Venerida, Veneridae. The transcript is spliced from 3 exons.